Acanthosepion pharaonis is the source of this 474-nucleotide messenger RNA. Lineage: Eukaryota; Metazoa; Mollusca; Cephalopoda; Sepiida; Sepiidae. The record is from the annotation of a GenBank genome assembly.
AUGAGUCCACAACAUCUAUCUAUCUAUCUAUCUAUCUAUCUAUCUAUCUAUCUAUCUAUCUAUCUAUCUAUCUAUCUAUCUAUCUAUGAGUUGCGUAAUUUUUUACGCCUCUACAAUCAACACGUUCGAGAAUACAAUUACCUGCCCUGUACAGGCAUUCUCUUUAACCUAAUGAAAAUUGCUACUUCUCUUACUAUGUAUGUUUUAAAUCUAUCUAUCUAUCUAUCUAUCUAUCUAUCUAUCUAUCUAUCUAUCUGUAAAAGGCGAAGGCAGUCAAAGGAGUCACGCUCAUCUAUCCACCCCAGUCUGUUAAUAUCUAUCUAUCUAUCUAUCUAUCUAUCUAUCUAUCUAUCUAUCUAUCUAUCUAUCUAUCUAUCUCAGCCCGUUCAUAUCUAUCUAUCUAUCUAUCUAUCUAUCUAUCUAUCUAUCUAUCUAUCUAUAUCUAUCUAUCUUAAUCUGUUCAUAUCUAUCUAA